Messenger RNA from Bufo gargarizans (Asiatic toad), 5583 nucleotides. RefSeq names its product GEM interacting protein (gene GMIP). The record is from RefSeq and is a predicted model, not a curated record. The coding region runs from base 311 to 3229 and encodes 972 amino acids. Gene Ontology annotation, molecular function: GTPase activator activity. Lineage: Eukaryota; Metazoa; Chordata; Amphibia; Anura; Bufonidae. Gene Ontology annotation, biological process: negative regulation of GTPase activity; activation of GTPase activity; signal transduction. The transcript has 22 exons. Gene Ontology annotation, cellular component: plasma membrane.
UCAUUUAUUUAGCCAGACAGACAGAGAGAUUCAGGCAGCAUGGAUGGCAACUUUUAGUACCAUCACUGGCUCUGAAGGACCUGGCGGUUGAGGGGACUCAAUGACUAUAGUGUCAGAUCUUGUAUCCCAGGCUUAGAGGUAGAGAUGCCUUAGUUGUAGACGUACGUUCUUCGAUUCCAUAUAUAAAAUUAUACAUAAAUUGUCAGCUCUCCAGUCCAGCUAUGUAUUAAGGGAUCACGAUGAGCUUCACCCUGAUACACAUAAGAGAUAUUCAAGAUUGGUGAGUAAAACAUUGGCUAUACCUUCAGACAUGAACUAUCCAGGGGAAGAUGGGGCUACGCCAAGAAGCUUUGUAGAUGAAUGCUAUUUGUCAGCUCUCUGCCGUUCAGCGUUGAAGGGGAGCCAUGAUGCCCCCGUGAAUUCCGGUGAACUGAUUGAGUUCUGCACUCGACUCAGGAAAGUUGACCAGGAGCUACAGGAGAUGAGAGAUGUCUACCGAGGUUCAGGUCUCCCGUCUUGUGACCAUAUUGAGCUUAAGUUAAAUGGAUUACUCCAAUCGGUUGUAUUCCUGCUCUUCAAAUAUCCAGCGCUUAAAUCUCACCGAGUACAGGACGCAAUGACUAUCCUAAUCAAUAGAGUGCGAGAUGCUAAUGCACAGAUUGGACCUACAGAAGGGCGGAAAAGAUUUAGUGAAAUUUUUCGAGAUCUGGAUGCCCUGGAGAUUAGCCUUGGAAAUGAGACCGUGGACAUGUUCUUAAAUGACUCCAGUCUGGCAAACUCUGAGAUGCAACAUGAUGAAGAAGAACCACUGAUCAGUACUCCUUUGGAAAUAAAUCGUACAACAAAUGACCGGGAUGGGACUCCCUUAUCUACUGAAGCAGAUGAAAUUCUCAUAAGUAAUGAGGGAGGAGUAGAGUAUGCUCUGAACUACGCCAAACGCUGGUGUAAAUACGUGCGGGAAGUCCUGGCGUACAUUGAGAAGAAACUCAGCUAUGAGUCUGAAUUUGCUAAGAACACCAUCCGACUGUGUGAGUCUGCUAGGAGCAGCCUUAACCAACAGACAUGCAUGCCGCUACAAGAUGUCUACCUCCUUCUAUUGGACCAUGAAGCCCAUACUGGAAACUCAGCACUUGAAACUGUGGCCCUGUUACAGAUGAAGAAGUAUUGUCAACCAUUAUUAGCAAAGAAGACAGAGAUUGAGAAGUGGAGAAAAGAGUUUAGGGAGCAAUGGCUCAGAGAACAGAAAAGAAUGUUAGAUUCUCUGAGCUCAUUACGUAAGGCCCGUCAACAGUAUGUACAACGAUGUGAAGACCUUGAGAAGGCCAAGCAACUGAGUGCCAAGAUAGAAGAAGAGCAGAGCACAGGAACCUACCCUGGAAGUGCAAACAAACUUCUGGAGAAGCGUAGAAGGUCCCGUGAAGAUGCUCAGAUCAAGGCAUAUGAGGCUGAGGUCCUAUACAGAAGCUGCGUGACAGAGGCCAAUGCCCGCAGCGAGCAGCAGGAGAAGGUCCGGCAGAGAAUAAUAUCACACAUCAGGAAGCUCAUUAACCAGGGGGACCAGGUGAUGAAGGAGGUGACUCAGAACCUUAUGCGUAUGAAGCGUUCACAGUGUGAAUCUGUGCCCUCUGGAUAUGGCAAUCUGCUCAGCCUAUGUCAACCAUAUGAAGUUGGAGACCGAUAUCUUCAGUUUGUCUUGACGCUACCACGAAAGCCUAUAGAACCUGAAAAAUUCACUUUCCUUGAGCACACCCCUGCAAACCAAAGGUCAUCACCUAGUGGCAAACGGAAAAAUGCUGUGCAACUCGUCCGAGUGUCGUCUUCUUUGUCUGAUCUCAAUGUCAAAAUUGAUGAGACGGGAACAAGAAUAUUGCCAGGAGAACGAAGCUCCUGGGGUAACAAGAUUCUGCCCAGCGAUUCUGAGAGUGUAGGGGGCAGCAGCGAGUCCAGAUCUCUAGAAUCUCCCUUUGACAGUCCAGUUCACAUUGUGAAGAAAGUGGCCAAAGCCUCCUCCACGGGGACCAUGUCUUCAGAUGACCUUGAAGAGAGAGAUUCCUUCCAUUCCUUCCAUGGAGAGGAUGUAGACUCUACAGAUGCCUACUCCGAGAAUGGCUUGCAGCUACACAGCGCGGACAAGUGGGUCAAGUCACCAGCUGGCCAAACCCACCGACUUCGACGUACAAGAGUUCCAAGCAAAUGCAGAGAAUGUGAAAACUUCAUGGUCUCGGGAUUUGAGUGUGAGGAGUGCUACUUGACUUGCCAUAAGAAGUGUCUGGAGAGCUUGUUGAUCAAAUGUGGUCAUCGGAAACUACCACCCAAAAUACCUCUGUUUGGUGUUGAUUUUCAUGAAUUCCCAAGAUACUUUCCUGAGGAGGUACCCUUCAUCAUCACCAAAUGUACAUCUGAGAUUGAGUUACGGGCACUGGGGCAACAGGGCCUGUAUCGUAUCUGUGGGGCCAAAGCUCGGGUGGAGAAACUUCUGCAGGCAUUUGAGAAUGGCAAAGAUCUUGUGGAUCUAUCGGGACAUUCACCUCAUGACAUCACCAGUGCCCUCAAACACUUCCUGAAAGAGCUCCCGGACUCUGUGGUCUCCCAUCACUUGUAUGAGAAGUUUAUGGCCUUUUCUAGAGACUUCCCUGAAGAUAAGAAUGAGCCAGAAAUUCGACAAGAGGCUAUCCAGCAGAUGAAGGAUAUUCUUUGUCAGCUUCCAGCUAGUAACUACAACACAUUGCGCCACCUGACAGCUCACCUGUACCGAGUUUCAGAAAGGUUUGAAGACAACAAAAUGAAUCCUAAUAACUUGGGGAUUAUCUUCGGGCCCACACUGAUUCGCCCAGCGCCUGAUCAGGACAAACCUAUGACCUGCUUGUUGGAUUCUGGAAGCCAAGCACAAGCUGUAGAAUUCCUUAUUAAUAACUACGAAAAGAUAUUUGGGAUGGAUGAGAUACCUGCAGCAGGGCGUCGGGAAGUGACCGAAGACCCAUCUGAGGCCGAGAUGGAUGAGUCUAUUAUAUCUGAGAAUCCUGCAGAAAGUGAUCAUUACUGUGCUGAUAUAUCAGAUUUGGAUGGAAAAGAUGGUGAAAAGGUCUACCUGGGAGAAGAAGAAGACGAUGAAGCAAGCCUGUCUGAAAACUCAACAUGUUCCAGAGGUCAUUUCAGCCGUAUGCCAGUAAAAGCUUUGCGUGGUGAUCAGGCCAAGAGAUCAAAUAGUCAACCUAGAACUGAAGAGUGAAGAUGAGGGAGCUCAUCAUGUAGGACAUUAUACAGAAAAACCAUGAGUGGAGAAACAAAUAUUAUAUUGGAAGGAACCAUCUGGUGUCCUUCCAGACUUAUUUCUCUUGUUUACAAGUGAAAUUAUUGCACCAUAUAUCCUGUAUGGGAACUGCCAACGAUUAACUAAAUUCUGAGGAACAUAUUUCUGGUUGAACACCCACCUCAAAUAAUCUUUGAGAAGAGUUAAAAAAAAGUCUCAAGACUAGGAAGGUACAGUAUAAGAUAUAAUGGGGACAACAGUAGGUCUUCACAUCUUUUUCAUGUCUCUGGAAAAUUUGGAGCUUUCAGAUGAUCGUGUCUAAGGACCUUCAGUUACCUGAAUUUCUAGCAGUUACUGGGUCACAGGAUAUGGUUGGCCUGCAGAGAACUAUAUUUCGGUUUAAUGUGGGUUAUAUGUGGGUUUCCUUUCAAAAGAGCUCUAAAGAUGAGAAGGGUUUUAAAGAAUUCUAAAUUGCCAGGGUAACAAAGUAGAAGCAACUUUCCAGUAGAUGCUUGCCUUUUGAUCAUUUCUGAGGUCAUUUUUAUAAAAAAAAAAAGCAAAACAAAAAACCACAAGGUAAAUGUGCAAAAAAAGGUGAUAGACACAGAUACUGCCAAAGAUUGGAUCUCCCAGACUGGAUGUAAACAUCAUGACUGCUGAUCCGAUGGACAUUGAUAACAAUGAUUUGUUAGAUGUUUUCUCCCUGGAUUAUAGUGGCCAUGUAUGUGUCCCUCAGUAUCCUAUCUGGAAAGAUCACAAAGUUCUUUCUUUUACAAAUAUUAAUGUACAUUGCCGCACAUAUGGGUGCAUGGCUUGUUACAAGUUGUUAUUACUGUACUGUAAGAGGCCAGGGGCCUGUGCGAGCAUCUCAAGUGAGAUAUUAUCCACUGGUGGAAAGCAAUGAAGGUUCCUGCUGAAGACAACAAGCAGCAAUCAAAAACUACGAGGAACUGAUACAAUUUAUUGUUGAAAAUGGAAAACCAAAAUGGCGGCUCGGAUGCGGACCAAAACAACAGCUGUGUGCAUGAGGGCUUACAAAAAUUCUCAGUGUUGCCCAGAUCUAAUUCAGUAACUCGGUGGAUGGGAGAUCAACUACUCUCCCCUUAUAGUAUUAAAGCAGCUCUCAGUGGUCACCUUACAAAAAAUGUCAAGCCUGGAGGCUUAAAGAAGACAUGUCACCUCUCCUGGCAGGUCUGUUUUAGUAACUAAUUGUAUCCCCAUCUAUUAACAAUUCUGGAGCCUCUAUUCUUAUCACUUUAUGUUGUGCUGUUCCUUAAUUAUUGCUACUAGAUGUUUAUGAAUGAAUUACUAGCAGGUUGCAGUAAAGGUCCAGUUGGGUCUUACUAGUUGGGUGUGGGGGGGGGGGGGUAUCCCUGCACAGUCUGACAUUAUCCAAUCAGUGCUGCCUGAGUCAGACUGUGCAGAGACACACCCCAAACUGGUAACACCCAGAUGGUCCUUGACUGCAGAUUGGUCGCAAUUCACUCAUAUGGCACACCAUAGAGUCAUAAGAAUAGAUGCUCCAGGGUUGUUAUUACAUGGGGAAUGCAGGUAGUUACUAACACAGACAUGUCAGGAGAAGGGAGAGGUCCUCUUUAUGGAAAUCCAUCAUGUUGAAAAUGUAGUUCCAUCUGUGGGCAGCAUGUCAUAGAGCAUGAGCAACUGAGCUGAUAUACACGUGGGAAAUAUUAAUUUAAACCUGUGCUCAUUCAGGACUAAGGAGUCCAGUGGGUGGUCCUACUGAGUGCAGAGGAGGCUGUCAGUCACGCCCACUUGACUCCUAAGCCAUGAGAAUCCUAAGAAUGAACGGAGGCUCCAUCCUAAGAAUGAACGGAGGCUUUAAUGAAUUGAUUGCCAGUUCAUAAAAGUAUCUGAAAAUCAGCUCCGAACCUGGAGGGAUCCUGAAAAGGCAACUAUUUAAAGGGUUUCUACCACCAGAUUUUCACCUAUUUAGCUGCCUGACAUUAGAGAUCUGCUAGUGUCUGCUGUACCUAACCAUGUUCAUGUAUUACCUUUGUCUGGAGCGGUUAAGCUUAAAAACGUAGUUUUAUUGAUAUGCAAAUGAGCCUCUAGGUGCUGUGGGGGCAUCUUUUCAGCACCUAGAGGCUCCGCCUACUCACUAUUUCUGCCGCCCAGCGCGCUUCAGCCCGCCCCUCUCCUCUCGAUUGACAGCCUACUUCUCUCCACCUCGGCCGAAUUCUUGCGCUGAUUACGGCGCAGGGAGCGGUCCGACAGUCACUGCACCUGCGCCAAAUACAGGAGCACGCGGCGCAGGCGCGAGAAUUCGGCCGAGAUGGAGAGAAGUAGGCUGUCAAUCUAGAGGAGAGGGGCGG